This is a messenger RNA of Neltuma alba, 1926 nucleotides long. RefSeq lists its product as uncharacterized. NCBI's taxonomy places the organism in Eukaryota, Viridiplantae, Streptophyta, Magnoliopsida, Fabales, Fabaceae. Bases 418 to 1662 code for a protein of 414 amino acids. The transcript has 2 exons. The record is from RefSeq and is a predicted model, not a curated record.
CGCUAAAACAUCGGUGUCUCAUCUUCGUUCGCAGCAUGCAUCCCCUUGCGGAGAUACGCAGAUUCUGAUUUCUUCUCUUGGUGAUCAAGUCCCGAAUUAAUGAAAAUUCACCACAAGAAGACAUUGGAAAAGAACUUUGUUUACCUUUCUCAUUCUGCAGCGAAACCCCACUUCUUAUCUCCAAUCAUUGUGCCAAUAACGUCCCGAGUCGGUUUCAAAUUUCUCAUUUUCGCGGUGGAUCUUAUCUUCGUCCCUUUCGUUGAGUUCACCUUCUAUUUCAAAUGUGAUUCUUCAGGAUUUGCAAUUUUGAAGAGAUAAAGUUAGCUCUCUCUGCCUGUACAAUGCCUUGCAUUCCGAAGCUUAACAUUAUAUAUUUUGUCUUUCAUUAGUUAUCGGUUAGUUCAUUGAAUUAGCUGAAUGGGUUCGAACCAAUCGGGGCAAGUGAUCGAAGGGAGCGACGAGGAAGAUGAAGAAGAAGAAGAUGAAGGAAACAUCGACGAUGAGAGGAGUAGGUCUGGAUCGGAUUCUCAUUUGUUGAAAAGGGUUUUGGAGCAAGAGCCGGAGAUGCUACCGUUGCAUUCAUCAGCGUUGCCGCUCUCUCCACAGCCUUCUUCCCUGGGAACGCCGCGGCAUUGGCCCGCCAUCAAGAUGUGGGAUCCUUACAAUGUCCUGGCUCCUCCGCCGUGGCCGUUGUUCUCAAGGAGCUUCUCUGCGAACGCGUUGUACGAUGAUCGGACGGUGACGGAGGUGUUUCUGAUCAGCCAUGGGGAGUGCGAAUUAAAUUUGAGGCCGGAUUUGAUAUGGGGUCGUUGCCCAGAAGCGGCUUUAACGCUAAAUGGGAAGCGACAAGCGAGGGCUAUGGCCGUGUUUUUGAAGUCUCAAGGUAUUCUGUUCAAUGCUGUGUAUUCGUCGCCAUUGGAUCGGGCACGCUUAACGGCUGUCGCUGUCUGCAAGGAAGUUAAUUUUUCAGAGGAACAGAUUCAAUCCUCAGACGCAAUUGCAGAUAUGAGUCAAGGGAGUUGGGAGGGUUGCCUUUGCUCAGAAAUAUACACACCUGAAAUUCUGAGUAUCAUUGACAGGUUUCAGCCAGAUUUUACCGCCCCAUCUGGGGAGUCACUUAGACAAGUGGAAUUCCGAAUGAUUCACUUCUUAAAUGAAACUGUAUAUGGACUUUCUGAGAGAUUGAGAUCAGAUUUCUCCUCUCAUCAAAAUGAGAACCAGGCAUUUGCGCAGCACAGUUCCCAAAUUACGGGUAACCCAAUCGAUCAACAAGAUGAAACUUCUCUCCAUCCAAACCAAUUGGAUUCAGUCAAAGGUCAUAGACUGGCACCCUUGAGGAAAAAAUCUGGUAAGAGUAGGCUACAGGUUGUGACAACCACCGGAGAUGAGAUUGAAGAUGAACUUUCUCCCUGUGAAGUCAACCGCCAGAACUUCCUGCGGAAUUUGAGUUUCAGCAGCCAUUCGGCGUCUGUUUCCUGUAUAGGUGUUUUUAGUCAUUCUGUGCCCAUCAAGUGUCUUCUGACUGGACUUCUUGGAUGCAGCCCACUGAUGUCGCACAUGAUAUGCAUAGAUGAUUCUUCAGUGACGGUAUUGCAGCAUUCUUUGAGAACCGGUUGGCAGAUAAAGAGGCUGAAUGAUACAGCACAUCUUAGGCUUCUCUAAUCACUAAAGCUAUAUACUCACAGAAAUUCGAGUUUAGCACUGGUUGGAUUAAAAAUUUUAGCUUGCCUGGUGCUAUCUACCAAUUCGCAUGAAUUGGUCCAUUGCAAUCAUUUAUACUUGCCGCAGUCGACUCCGAGUGAGAGAUCAGGACGUAGUUAGAUUGUUGUAUCAAUUCUUUUGACUUUUAUCUCAACUGGUGGUAUCACGCCUAUGUAUUUUAUGUACUUAAAGGGGUAAUAUUGUUUGAAAUUGAGAAAUGAGAAA